This is a messenger RNA of Brassicogethes aeneus, 438 nucleotides long. Lineage: Eukaryota; Metazoa; Arthropoda; Insecta; Coleoptera; Nitidulidae. The record is from the annotation of a GenBank genome assembly.
AUGGAAAAUAAAUACACCGUCACUGAAAUGAAAAAGAAAAAGGACUCAUUAAUGGCGUCCUUUAGAGCCUGUUUAAAUAAGGACAUUUUGACCGAAAAAGAUGGCAACAAUGAUGAAGAAAAGACUAUUGCUGGUGUUAACACGGAAACUGAGAGACCUGCACAGGAUAAUAUUGAAAAUGACGCUUUGGUAUUGCCGUCGAUUAAAAAGUUUACGUUUAAAGCUCCUGCACGAAAAAAGUGUAAAGUAGCUGAAGCUCAAGAAAUUAAAGAUAAAAUGGACAAUGCUUAUUCAUUAUUACAAGAUAUAACUAUCAAAUCUCCCAAAGAACGAAAUAUUUGUACAAUAUAUGGGGAACUAGUAGCUGCAAAACUACAAGAAAUGGAUGAACAGACUAGAGAAAUUUGUAUGAAUAGAAUAGAAAACUGUUUGAAAUGA